AAAUAUGUGAUCUACUUUUCUGAACAAUUCGAUGUUUUCAUAGUAGUUUUAAAGUUGUAGCAUGCGUUAUAUCACUUUUAAUAUCAAUUUAAAUAAUAAGUAGUUCAAAGCCUGUAUUAAAAUGUCUGACAUCGACGAAUUAGCUGAGUUGGACGAGUUGCUACGUGCCGAUUUAGCUGACGAGGCUGAAUCUGUCCAAAAGGAAACAUUACGUGAAGUGGAUAUCUUCCAACCAAGCUCCAGCUCACAAUCUGAACCUGAAGUACCAUUGAGUAAACCGGGGAAGUCUUCUGAGGUGCAUAACGGAGACACAGACUCGUCUGACGACGAGGAGAAACGAAACUACACCGAACGCAAGUACAACGAUUACGGCUCGCAAGUUAAAAAAAUACUUGACGACAAACAACAAGAACACGUAGAGAAACAGUUGGACUUUGUAACUAGGUUGCGACAAGUGAAUAAUGACGUUAAGUUUAACAAAAACAAAACUAAGCCGAUAGAAGUACAGCAAGAUAUAAGGCAUCUGUUCUGCGCUCCACAAACCAAAACCAAAGCAGUUUCGGACAUUUACACGGACCCUGUAUUUGGUAUUAGAAUUACAAAACCGCUAAUAUCCAGUGCAGCUCUACUGGAUCGCAUGCAAGGGAGAGAGGCUGUCAGUAUGUUAAGAGUGAAAAGACAUGUGGAGAAUGAAGACUUAUCAAAGGAUUGGGUUACAGCUGGUGUCAUCGUCAGAAAAAGUGCUGUGAAAAAGUCUCAGAAAGGAAAUCAAUUUCUAAUUUGGACUCUAACUGAUCUAAAAGAUGACUUGAAAACAGUUUCAAUGUUUCUAUUUCGGAAAGCUUAUAAUGAUCUCUGGAAAACAACUGAGGGCACUGUUGUUGCAGUUCUGAAUCCUAAUGUACUUGACCGGUCACAAAACAGUGCUGACCAGGCAUGCCUCAGUGUUGAAACCUCUGACCGAGUCAUGAUACUUGGUCAAUCUAAAGACCUAGGCACUUGUAAGAGUAAGAAGAAAAAUGGGGAACCAUGCACAGCAUUUGUUAAUUUAUCACAAUGUGAACACUGCAUUUAUCAUGUGAAACAAGAGUAUCAAAAGUAUUCCAGAAGAUCAGAAUUGCAAUCCUCAACCAUGGGUAAGGGGCUUGUUAAUUUGCAGAAAAAGGUUUUAGGUAAGGACACAGUGAUAUAUGGAGGUAGGGCAUACACUGCCCCUACUUCUGGCAAUCACAAGGUGGUUAAGGAUAGAGAUCAAAACAGACUGAUGUCUUUAAGUGACUAUUACAAGUCAGAGGGAGACAAACUUAUGAUGAACAAAGCACCAUAUGGGGCAGGUCCCAUGAAAAACAAUACUACACCAUUACACAGUCCAUCAACACAAAGAAAAAGUGAUUCAGAGAGACUUAAUAAAUUGACCGCAUCACCAAGCAAUAUAUCUUCUAGCUUAGCAGAAAGAGUGGCCAGUUCACCAAAAUUAGGCAAAGGAUUUGGACUUAAAGGAAGUGGGAUGGUAGAUCUUAACAUGUCUUAUGGCCAAAAAGCAGCUGAAAGAGCAAAAGCCAAUGCAUUGAGACUUAUACAACAAAGUGGAGGGAUUGAGAAACUAGACCCAAAUAACAUAAGAGGCACUGAAACCGGCAAGAAAAGAGCUUUUGAAAAACUGAAUGGUGAUAAUGAGAAUGAUUGCAAAAAAUCCAAACCUAAUGAGGAAACUAAAACUAAUGGUAUAAAGUCUGAGAGAUUUAAGAAAAUACUAGAAGCUACAUCAGCACAUCAAAAUCUGAUUCAGGAACAUGAUGACAAUGAACAGGACAAAUAUUUUAACAAGUUGGAGAAGAAGGAAGCAAUGGAAGAAAAGAUGUUGAACACAUUCAAGUUGGCUUGCAAGGCUGUCAGGUGCAUCAAAUGCAAGUACACAGCGUUUUCAGCUGCACAACUAUGUAAAGAUGAAAGACACCCCCUUAAAGUCCUGGACACUUUCAAGAGAUUCUUCAAAUGUCUUGAUUGUAAUAAUAGAACAGUAUCUCUUGAAUUAAUCCCAUUGAAGUCUUGUUCUAAUUGUAACAGCUCUCGGUGGGAAAAAGCACCAAUGUUGAGAGAGAAAAAGGUCACAUCCCUGUCUGAAGGCUUGUCUAUUAGGGGUGAGGAAGAGGGCUAUAUAGGCGGACAGAUUAAUGCAGGGAAGAACAUUAAUUUACUAGUCCCUGAUAACUGACAUUUAUUGACAUUAGAA
Cydia pomonella (codling moth) is the source of this 2233-nucleotide messenger RNA. It is a transcript of the gene Mcm10, whose product is annotated as protein MCM10 homolog. The transcript has a single exon. Lineage: Eukaryota; Metazoa; Arthropoda; Insecta; Lepidoptera; Tortricidae. The record is from RefSeq and is a predicted model, not a curated record. Gene Ontology annotation, cellular component: replication fork protection complex; nucleus. The coding region runs from base 122 to 2215 and encodes 697 amino acids. Gene Ontology annotation, biological process: DNA replication; DNA replication initiation. Gene Ontology annotation, molecular function: single-stranded DNA binding; DNA replication origin binding.